AUGGGUAACAUGGAUGCAGUGACUUAUGAUGAUGUCCAUGUGAACUUCACUGGGAAAGAGUGGGAUUUGCUGAAUCCUUCCCAGAAAAGUCUCUAUGAAGAUGUGAUGCUGGAGACCUACCAGAACCUCACUGCUACAGGCUACAAUUGGGAAGACCAUCACAUUGAAAAACAUUGUCAAAGUUCUAGAAGACAUGAAGUCUCCAAAAACAAAAGAACGCAUAUUGGAGAGAAACCUUAUCAAUGUAAUCAAUGUGGGGAUUACAGUUACAUGAUUGGAUGA
This is a messenger RNA of Grammomys surdaster, 282 nucleotides long. Its product is annotated as zinc finger protein 431-like. The transcript is spliced from 4 exons. NCBI's taxonomy places the organism in Eukaryota, Metazoa, Chordata, Mammalia, Rodentia, Muridae. Gene Ontology annotation, biological process: regulation of DNA-templated transcription. The record is from RefSeq and is a predicted model, not a curated record. The coding region runs from base 1 to 282 and encodes 93 amino acids.